This is a messenger RNA of Diaporthe citri, 519 nucleotides long. RefSeq lists its product as uncharacterized. Gene Ontology annotation, molecular function: serine-type endopeptidase activity. The coding region runs from base 1 to 519 and encodes 172 amino acids. Lineage: Eukaryota; Fungi; Ascomycota; Sordariomycetes; Diaporthales; Diaporthaceae. The transcript is spliced from 7 exons. The record is from RefSeq and is a predicted model, not a curated record. Gene Ontology annotation, cellular component: membrane; signal peptidase complex.
AUGCUUUCCGUCCUCGGGAACCCGCGGCAACUCGCCGCCCAAGUACUCAACUUUGGUCUGAUAUUGUCGACGGCCUUCAUGAUGUGGAAAGGCCUCUCCGUCGUCACCGACUCGCCCUCUCCCAUCGUCGUCGUCCUGUCCGGGUCUAUGGAACCGGCCUUCCAGCGCGGCGACCUUCUGUUCCUCUGGAAUCGAAACCUGAUCCAGGAAACGGAUGUCGGCGAGGUCGUGGUCUACAACGUGAGGGACAAGGACAUACCCAUUGUCCACCGCGUCGUGCGCAAGUUUGGCGACGGAGAGCAUGCCCGACUACUGACGAAAGGUGACAACAACCAGGCCGAUGACACCGAGCUGUAUGCGGAAGGGCAGGACUACCUUGAGAGGCAAGACAUCAUCGGCAGUGUCGUGGGCUACAUACCAUUCGUCGGAUACGUGACAAUCAUGUUGUCAGAAAACCCGUGGAUGAAGACGGCAAUGCUAGGCAUAAUGGGUCUAAUGGUCGUAUUACAGAGGGAAUAG